AUGGAUCAGGGAGGAGGCGGCAGCAGUAGGAACCAGGUUCGUAACAAUGAAAUUAGAGGAGGCCAGGGCAGUAAGAAUGUUGGGUUGACGCAAUCUUGCAAUGGGCCAGGUCAAGGUGGUCUCGACAUUUCUGACAAUACAAUUAUUGGAGGUGAACGCUCCACGACUGUUGGGAUCCGCAGAGUUGGCAACACCAAACCUGACGAAGGCUCCAGCUGUUGCUGCAUCCUAUAG
Prunus armeniaca (apricot) is the source of this 234-nucleotide messenger RNA. Lineage: Eukaryota; Viridiplantae; Streptophyta; Magnoliopsida; Rosales; Rosaceae. The record is from the annotation of a GenBank genome assembly.